AUGACAGAAACGCUUGAACCUCGCACAGUGGACUUUUUUGCUGAGAAAGACCUAGAGAAUUUGCAAUGUCAGGAGGACUCAACAUUUAAUGGUACACACGCAAACCAAACUACUAUUCCACUAUCUGUUAGCAAAGAUGUGGAUGAAUUUACAAAUGAAAAGAAGACGAACGACAACGAGAAGUUUGAAUACGACGACGAUGACAGUUAUCCCGACGGCGGCUAUCAGGCUUGGCUUGUAGUUCUGGGCGCAUUCAUGGGAAUCUUGCCGAUAUGGGGCAUUGCCACUUCCCUAGGUGUGCUAGAAAGUCACAUAUCUGAACACCAGUUGGCUAACGUUAGUUCCUCUGUUGUUUCAUGGAUUUUUUCUUUGCAUUUGAUGGCAUGCAGCGCCUGUUGUGUAUUCAGCGGCGCUUACUUUGACCGAAACGGCGAAGCGCACUCGAUUUUGGUAGGGUCGGUAAUUUUUGUUUUUGGGAUAUUCAUGACUUCUAUAAGCACUAAGCUAUGGCAUUUUGUGCUAGCAUUUUCUCUAUGCUGUGGUUGCGCAACAGGGGUCCUGGUGACUCCUCUUCUCUCAUGUAUUGCAACAUGGUUCUACCGUAAGCGGGCUAUUGCUACCGGCGUAGCCACAAUUGGCAGUUCGAUCGGCGGAGUUGUGAUCCCGGUGACACUAAGGAGUCUAUAUGCAAGUGCCGGAUUUCCAUGGGCGAUCCGCGUCGUCGGAUUCAUGAGUGCGGCUUGUCUAACACUAUCUACGUUAUUAACGCGCGAGAGAAUCACACCCCUAAGGGAGCCAUUUAAGACGAAAAAGGAAGCGGUCAAGUACUACUGGUCUAUGAUUUUCAACUGGCGCUACUUUACGGACGGAAAAUUUGUAUGGUGUGCUUUGGCAUUGGCAAUAGCAGAAAAUGGGGUUUUCCUAACCGGAACAUAUUUGUCUUCGUAUGUGGUGGCCCACGGCUAUAAAGUAGAGACUGGAUAUACUGUCCUAAUUGUGGUGAAUUCUUGCGGAAUUCUAGGUAGGUAUAUCCCGGGUUACUUAGCUGACCACUAUUUUGGGCGGUUCAAUGUUGUUAUUGUUAUUACUGCGGCUUGUGUGAUAGCAGAUGCGGCACUCUGGCUACCAUUUGGAGGAAAGAUGGCCGUCCUUUGGGUUUAUGCUGCCAUUUAUGGAUUCCUAGCAGGAGCGAUAUUCUCUUUGACUCCAGUUUGUAUCGGACAAAUCUCCCGUACAUGUGAAUUUGGAAAACGGUAUUCUACUGCGUAUCUAUUAGUGUCUUUAAUGACUCUGGUCGUUAUACCUAUUGGUGGUGCAUUGGCUGGUGGAAAAACAAUUCCUGAAUACAAUAGGUUAAUAAUAUUCACUUCAGCACUGCUUUUAAUAGCAGUAGUAUGUUACACAAUGUCUCGGACUUUGGCGGUAGGGUGGAAACUUUGCAAAUUUUAA
Eremothecium sinecaudum is the source of this 1449-nucleotide messenger RNA. RefSeq names its product Mch4p (gene MCH4). Gene Ontology annotation, molecular function: transmembrane transporter activity. Gene Ontology annotation, biological process: transmembrane transport. Gene Ontology annotation, cellular component: fungal-type vacuole membrane. The transcript has a single exon. The record is from RefSeq and is a predicted model, not a curated record. Bases 1 to 1449 code for a protein of 482 amino acids. Lineage: Eukaryota; Fungi; Ascomycota; Saccharomycetes; Saccharomycetales; Saccharomycetaceae.